Rhincodon typus (whale shark) is the source of this 459-nucleotide messenger RNA. Its product is annotated as transmembrane protein 161A-like. The annotation marks the transcript as partial. NCBI's taxonomy places the organism in Eukaryota, Metazoa, Chordata, Chondrichthyes, Orectolobiformes, Rhincodontidae. The transcript is spliced from 3 exons. The record is from RefSeq and is a predicted model, not a curated record.
UGGUUUAUUCCGAUUCUCUCUGCUCCCUCACUUCCUUGUCUUUUGCCGACAGGAGGCAAAAUGGUGUGACAGAAGCCAAACCAGAGACAGUGCCCAAGGACAUCAAACUUUAUCUGGAAGCGAAGCCCAUCACUCCUCUCGACGCCCUGGCCCUUCGCUACUUCCUGGACUACCUGUGGCUGAUGGAUUUUGUCUUGUAUGCGACUCUGGUUUACAUAUUUACUGAGGCCUACUACAGCCUGCUGACUGUCCAGGGAGAGGUGAAUGUCGGUGUGCUCUGGUGCCUGCUCACAUUAGCCUUUAGCAUUAAAGUUCUCUUCUCUCUGAUGACACAUUACUUCAGGACAGAGGAAGGAGGCGAGCGCUCUGUCUGCCUGACCUUUGCGUUCCUCUUUGUCCUCAUUGCUAUGCUGGUCCUGGUCGUGCGGGAGGAUUAUCUGGAGUUCGGCCUUGAGCCUG